This is a messenger RNA of Hemibagrus wyckioides, 885 nucleotides long. RefSeq lists its product as uncharacterized. The transcript is spliced from 7 exons. The record is from RefSeq and is a predicted model, not a curated record. NCBI's taxonomy places the organism in Eukaryota, Metazoa, Chordata, Actinopteri, Siluriformes, Bagridae. Bases 37 to 816 code for a protein of 259 amino acids.
CGUUCGGGUUUAGAUGAGAACGUGUGCUUCUGCUGGAUGGUAAAGAUGCAAACCAACAAUGUUGUCAGAGUGAAGUUCAAAGACAGCAAGAAAUAUAUUUUUUCUUCAAAACCUUUUACAUUUCAAUCGUUUUUGGAAUGUGUUGCCAAGAAAUUUGAUCUUCCUACAAUGGAUGUUAAAGUCUUUGAUGACUCGAAGACAGAAGUUGAUGAGGAAGCAUUCGAAUAUCUGCUGACGCGACCAGAUCUUGGUGUCCUAGAAAUUUUCAUACCAGGCACAAACUUUGAUGAUACUUUAAGCUCAAGCUCAUUAGGAGAUACUGAGGGCACGUUAGAGUCUGAUGACACAGUAGUGUUGAUUAGAAGUCCUCCUGAAAAAAAUCAAGCUGAGGAAUGUCGUCUUGCCCAAAUGAUCGAAGAUAUACUAAAGAGCAGCCCUGGAGGUGAUAAGGUCAUAAACGAAUACGCUCGCACCAACGGUCUGUCAGAUGCCCAAAGACGUGACAUGGUGAAAAUCUUGGUAGCACAUUUGACAAAUGAACAUGGAACAAGCCCUUCACGACGUUUGAAGGAAGAAUAUGCAAUGGGAAUCAUCUCCCGAUUCCCAUACUUGGCUGACCCCAGGAGCAAGCUUGGAUAUGAGCAUUAUUACAAUGGAGAAGAUGGAAGUGAAUAUUUGGCAUGGAGAAUCAAAACUCUGCAGAAAGAAGCAUCAGAGGGACGGAUGAAGCGCCCACGGCAACCACAAACAGGUGCAAGAUUUGAUGUUAAGUCAAUGCUUUUAUUAGCUUGGCUAAUAUUUAUUAGGUUUGAUUAACUUUUUCUUAUUUUCAAAUGAAUAUACAACUUGCUUUUUUAACUCAUCUUAACAUUUGUCUCUUUUAAC